AUGCCACCCGCAGAGAAGAGCCAGGGGCCCCAGGCCCCGGCGCCCGCAGGUCGUUUUCAGGGCCGGUUACCGGGCCUGCCGCCCGGUCUGCCGUCGCCCGCGCUGUGCUGCGCCUGCGGUCUGUGCGUGCUGCUGGCGGGCGUGAACGUGACGCUGGUGGGCGCCUUCGCCUCCUUCCUGCCCGGGCACAACGCGCCGCUGGUCGUGGGGCCGGCGCUGCUCGCGCUGGCGCUCGGCUUCUUCGCCGCCUGUUGCGUGUGUAGCCGCUGGGGCCCCACGUCGCGCUCGGCGGCGGCGGCCGGCCCGGGCCAGGGCGGCCGCGCCGGGCCGGUGGCGCUGGAGAUGGAGAGCAGCGAGCGCACGGCGCAGGACACGACGGCCGUGCAGCUCAGCCCCGCCGCCUCGGCCGCGUCCUCGGGCCGCUCCAGCCCCGGCCCCGGCGCCUUCGCCCUGGACGCGGUCUGCUCGCUGCGCACCGAAGGGCUGCCGCUCAACCUGCCCCGGGAGCGGGCCGCCCCCUAG
Nycticebus coucang (slow loris) is the source of this 522-nucleotide messenger RNA. RefSeq names its product transmembrane protein 275 (gene TMEM275). The transcript has a single exon. The record is from RefSeq and is a predicted model, not a curated record. Lineage: Eukaryota; Metazoa; Chordata; Mammalia; Primates; Lorisidae. Bases 1 to 522 code for a protein of 173 amino acids.